Bufo gargarizans (Asiatic toad) is the source of this 1987-nucleotide messenger RNA. Its product is annotated as anosmin-1-like. Gene Ontology annotation, molecular function: protein binding; peptidase inhibitor activity. The record is from RefSeq and is a predicted model, not a curated record. Gene Ontology annotation, biological process: neuron differentiation. The coding region runs from base 1 to 1785 and encodes 594 amino acids. Lineage: Eukaryota; Metazoa; Chordata; Amphibia; Anura; Bufonidae. The transcript is spliced from 12 exons. Gene Ontology annotation, cellular component: extracellular region; cell surface.
AUGGCCAAGAAUUUACUCAACAGUAACUUUGUACUGUUCCUGCUUUCUGGCAUUAUGGUUGCAGCUGCAGGCAAGAAAGGGGAGAAGAAUGGAGGAGACACUGAUAAGAAAAUAAUACUGGCCAGAUGCACAUCACGAUGCCUGACCCUGCAUGCCACACAGAUGUCGGCCACCUUCACCAGCCUACAGAACAGACACGAGUGCAUAGCCAGCUGUGAGUUUCUGAAAGCUCUGCAAGCCAUGAAGCAGGGUCACUGUCCACCACCACAUAGAGCAUCUGGCUUUGCAGCUGCCUGUGUACUGAGCUGCAGUGGAGACACAGACUGUCCUGGUUCCAAGAAGUGUUGUGCCAAUGGAUGUGGGGUCACCUGCCAGGUUCCAGUCAAUACGUAUAAAGGUGUCCCCUGGAAACCUCAUUCUGAAUUCAUAAUUAACGAGUACUUAAACAGGACUGUGAAGAUUACUUGGAAAUCUAGAUGCAACAUAUCUGUAGAGCCCAUAUUAUAUAUCCUGCAAAAACGAUGGAAUUAUGGCAUCCAGCCUAGUGAAGAUCAGUCCACAAACUGGCAGACGAUAACUGUGACAGUAGCUUCCCAUUUUCUUAUGAGAGACAUAAGGCCAGGCCGAUGGUACCAAUUCCGGGUGGCUGCAGUCAAUAUGCAAGGAACACAAGGUUUUACCAUACCAAGUAAGCACGUCUGUUCCUCUAGAGACCCAUUGCCACCAACUGCUCCCACUGGUCUUAGAAAACAUAACCUAACGGUUGCCCUUGAUGGCACUGUCAGAGUGAACAUUACCUGGGCUGUGCCACCAGAACAUGACCUACAAAUUCAUCAUUACAGAAUAUGCUGGAGCAUUAAGAAACCUGGACAGGUGCUUUCAGAGAGGAAGGCAGAGAGUUGGGUUGUAACAGAUGGGGCAAAAACUGUAUUUACACUGCAAGGCUUGCUACCUGACAUUGAGUACGUUAUGAAAAUUCAAGCUGUAUCAAAUUGGGGACAGAAAAUAUUGAAGAGCCCAAAGGCACAGUUCAUGUUCAGUACUGGAGAGCAAGAUUUAAGACCAGGGAGCAUGAAUCCUACUUUGAAUCCAUGUGACAACCAAGACAAAUCUUAUAAAAGUUGUAAACAUGCUUUACAAGCAUUUACUUUUUACCACAAUAAUCAGCUUAAAAUACAAUUAUUCUGGAAGCAAAUGUCAGACAGUUACGUGAAACCCUAUACUUACCUAGUAAAGUGGAGACCAGUCAUGUGUGACAAUAAUGACACCUUCUUGGGGGGAAAAGCAGUUGUGAAGGGUCCGAGUUACAUAAUUACUGACCUCCAGUUUGCAUGCACAUAUAAAGUAACAGCACGGCCAUUCACCCUUCAGGGACCAUUGGUUGAAGAGGUGAUAUUUGUAAAAACACCCAAGUGCAACAACAUGAAAGUUAAAAGGCUGAAAGGUGCACGAUGUCCAAAACUGGGGCGCCACCGUCUGUCCAGAAGUCUGAUGCAUAGAUCGGUAAAAUUAAGAGCAGUCUUCCAGAAUGUGAAUGGGAAAAUUAAAGGAGAAUUUCACUGGAAAGUUUUGCAAACUGAUGACUUCUUCUCCAUCAAAAGCUUUCUGUUCAGCUGGGCAGAGAUGUCACAAACUGCUGCAUCGUACAACACAAUCACACUUCCAGCUACGCAUAACUUUGUGAUUAUUGAUGACCUGAAGCCUUCAACGUUCUACCACGUUAAAGUCCAAAUAGUCACCCUCAAUGGUUUAUCUACAGAGGAAAUCUUCCUCACUCCUGCAUAGGGACUGUAAGGUUUAUGGCCCUUUCAGAAAAUUAAUAAAAAAAAGAUUGACUACCUUACAUGCUAGAAAUGAGCAAUAACACUAUACACACGAGGCAAAUAGAAAAUAGGCUAUUUGGCUAUACGGUAGUCACACAAAGAAAACAAGGAGAAAGACUCAUCUCUAAAGUGAUGUAUAAUAGUGUGCCUAAAUGAAACAGCUA